AUGCCGGGCACCAACACCAGCGGCCCCCCGGGCUUCAUCCUGGUGGGCUUCUCCGACCGGCCCCAGCUAGAGCGCGUCCUCUUUGGGCUCAUCUCCCUCCUGUACAUCAUGACACUCCUGGGCAACGCGGCCAUCAUGCUGGUGUCGCGGCUGGACCCCCGGCUGCACACGCCCAUGUACUUCUUCCUCGCCCACUUGUCCCUGCUGGACCUCUGCUUCACCAGCAGCGUCGUGCCCCAGCUGCUGGUCAACCUGGGCGGCCCCGACAAGUCCAUCUCCUAUGGGGGCUGCGUGGUGCAGCUCUACGUGUCCCUGGCGCUGGGCUCCACCGAGUGCGUCCUGCUGGCCGUCAUGGCCUACGACCGCUACGUGGCCGUGUGCCGGCCCCUGCACUACACACUCAUCAUGCACCCCCGACUCUGCCGCCUGCUGGCGUCCACGGCCUGGCUCAGCGGCGUGGCCACCACCCUCGUGCAGUCCACGCUCACCCUGCAGCUGCCCUUCUGUGGCCACCGCCGUGUGGACCACUUCGUCUGCGAGGUGCCCGUGCUCAUCAAGCUGGCCUGCGUGGACACCACCUUCAACCAGGCCGAGCUCUUUGUGGCCAGCGUGCUCUUCCUGGUACUGCCCGUGUCCUUCAUCCUGGGCUCCUACGGCUGCAUCGCCCGGGCGGUGCUGAGGAUGCGGUCGGCCGCGGGCCGGCGGAAGGCAUUCAGCACUUGUUCCUCGCACCUCACAGUGGUCGUCAUCUUCUAUGGGACCAUCAUCUUCAUGUACCUACAGCCGGCCCAGAGCAGGUCCAAGGACCAGGGCAAGUUCGUGUCCCUGUUCUACACGGUGGUGACGCCCGUGCUCAACCCUCUCAUCUACACCCUGAGGAACAAGGAGGUGAAGGCCGGGCUCCGGAAGGUUCUGAGGAGGAUUCUGGGGUCGCGUUCUACCUGA
Molecule: messenger RNA, 945 nt
Organism: Sorex fumeus (smoky shrew)
Lineage: Eukaryota; Metazoa; Chordata; Mammalia; Eulipotyphla; Soricidae
Product: olfactory receptor 2G2-like
Exons: 1
Coding region: 1-945 (314 amino acids)
Biological process (GO): G protein-coupled receptor signaling pathway
Cellular component (GO): membrane
Molecular function (GO): G protein-coupled receptor activity; olfactory receptor activity
Source: RefSeq, a predicted model, not a curated record